This is a messenger RNA of Vitrella brassicaformis, 3118 nucleotides long. The record is from the annotation of a GenBank genome assembly. NCBI's taxonomy places the organism in Eukaryota, Vitrellaceae.
GCACACAGCAAGGUGACGAUGACAGAUUGCGUACUGCUGAUGUAGAUGUGUCCGUCAGUCCAUCAAUUCGUUCAUCGAAGCAUCGUGACUCAAUGAGUGUACGACUGAAUUGAGCUCUGAAUCCCGUCGUGGCAAAAAAGUCGGCAUUUGUCCGUCCAUAACGAGCAUCGAUCAAUCACCACAUGACCCCGCAGAGUGCAAUGUGCCACCUGUUUGUCUCCGGCCCUGAGAGGCUCUGUGUUGACGGGUCUUCAACGGUCAACAGAGAGACACUCUGAGAGCUGCAAAUACACAGGAAGCACAGGAGCAACCUUAGCGCGUGCAGAGCAUCCAGAGCGACAAGACGUUCAAGGAAAAAAGCUUGUGUGUUGUUCAAACACAGCAUUGAGAUGCCGUCCAGACAGCAGGCAACAGAUUCGUCGUCCCCAAUCAAACAGCUCUUGCUGCCAGUAUAGGGGCGAAUUCUCAGCGCAUUCAUCGAUCCAUUCAUUCCCUAUUCACCCGGCCAGACAGCCCCCGUCAUGCAAUUCCCCACCCACACACAAACGGCACCCACCCACCCACCCACCCAAAACUCAUUGCCAUUCCCCGCCCCGUAUGAAUCAUUGAAAAAAACACGCGCAUGCAUCAGCGCGACUGGAUGCCUCCCUCCCUCUCCCUCUCCCUCUCCCUCUCCCGUUCCCUGCCUUAAUCACUCAUGCCGUCCUCCGAAGAACACUUCGACGCUCAUGGCCGGUCCGUCGUUGCCGCGCGGCGAGUCGUUGGCAUGCCGGUUGGCGCCCCUCACCCUGCUCCUGCCUGCCACACUGGGCUCAACGAGCAUGUCGGGCAUGUCGGGCGAUGGGCUGCGGGAUCGCCUGGUGGUUCGGGGCGGAGUGGUGGGCACACCUGCUGCACGAGAGGGCCGAGCGGGCCGUGGUGGAGAGCGACGGGCGGAUGGAAGGUCAUCGCCCAUCAAGACCUCCCAUCCGUGCCGGCCCUGUACACAAACAGCCAGCACAAAAACAGGUGACAUGAGACUGGCCGUCACCGUGAGAGUGAGUGUCAUGGCUGCCCGCCCACCGUGAGAAUGCCGCGCCUUCGCUGCCUCUCAUUCUCCCUUCGCUGCUCCCUGGCCGCCCGCAUCUCCCUGUCUCUCUCCCUCUCCCUCUCCCUCCUCCGCCCACCCAGCCGCAGCGCCAGCGGGAUGCCUUCAUCGCCGGCCGCCACGUCCACCGAGAACAUCUCGUCACCUUCGGCAAGCCGUCGGCUGCCCACACGAGCAAUGAUCUCCUCUCGGAAGUCUCGCAGGCGCGACUCUCGGGCCUCACGCUCUCGGUCGCGGAGCUCCCUGGCGGUCUCGAAGGGUGGCGAAGGGAAUGGCGACGAUUGCGGCUGCUUGAGGAAGGGCGCCUAACAGAAGCACGGAGGAUGGUGUCAGGGAAAGACAUGGAUGAAUGCCAACGUGUGAGUCGAUGUGUCGUGUGCUUACAGCGGCAUCCUGCAGGUUGAGGCGGCAGAGAGGGCAGGAAUCGUGCUUCUCGAGCCACUCGUCGAGGCACCACACUGACAAGAGAGGCAGACAGACAGACAGAUCGAGUGCUGUGAGGGGAUGGCUCUGCUGCCCAGAUGCUUACUGUGGUAUUUGUGGCCGCACGAGUCCACUCGCCUCAGCGGCUGCAGAACUUCAAACGGCUCGAAACAGAUACUGCACGACUGCACACUCACAAACACCCCCACACACACACAGAGAGAGAGAGACCAUUUAUGACCGCGUGUGACCACAAUCAACUGACGCCUUUCUCCCCGCCUCACCUGUUCAUCGUGCUCCCAGUUGGCCAGAUUACGCAUCCCCGACCCCUUCAUCGACUCCGCAGCCGCGUCCCCGCCGCCUCCCUCCUCCAUCCCACCACCAGACGAGCUCGCCGCUGCCGCAGCAGCUGCCGGCACCGCUACAGGGGCCGAGGCCGCAGCAGCAGCGGCUGACGAGGACGACGAGCUAGUGGCUGCUGGCUGUGGCUGGUCGCCCUGUUUGUUGUUGUUGUUGUUGUUGUUGGCGAAUGAGGGUGGGACGAAUGGCGCGAAUUCGUCUGGUCUGUGGGCGGCGAGUAGCCGCUGUGCGACGCUCUCGCCGUGGAUGACCACACUGGUCGACUUGCGGAUUGAACUGAACAACACAACAGAAACACACACCGCACCAAGGGAUAUCAUCAGACACACCCUCUAGCCCGUUCCUUCCCUCUCCCUCACCUGAAACUCAUCUUGCCGUCGUUGCCUCUGUCUCUGUCCCUAUCUCGGUCACGGCGCCUCCUCUCCCUCGGGUGGUCCCGCACCACCAGCCCCUCCGCCCCGUCAACAAACAUCGCAUGGGCAUCCCUCAGCCUCAUCGACGGAAACGGCACGUUGCGAAUGUCGACACGCCGACUGGCACGAGGCACGGAGAACGGCAUCUCCUCGCUCGCCGCGGCGUUGCCUCCACUGCCUACUGCGUUGGUGGAGUUACCGCCGGCCGCAGCAGCAGCAGCAGCAGCAGCAGGAGCAGCAGCAGCAGCAGCCGCUGCUGGUGCGCCUGUGCGCACUGCGGACACCACACCUACGCCAGGGUGCUGCUCGAUGGACGCCUCGAUGCGCCUCCUUCGCGGCGGUGGCCCUACAGGACUCAUAGGCGGCGUGUGCUCCAAUGACUGCAGAAACGACACACAAGAGGAGGUAGGCCGCGUGUGAAGACGGAUGGAGGGAUGCACUGCUGAGGGUGUGCAAGUGACUCACCUGUGUGGGUGGUGAUGCGAGUGGUGCAGGGGGAUGUAGAGCAGCCUCGUUCUGCUGGGGAGGGUUGGAGGGAGCUUCUGAGCCUCCCAACAAGCCCAUCCUCUGGAGAAGCCGACGGUCUGAACUCUGCAUGUCUCUCUGAAGCCACAAAGAACGCAGCGACAGCGACAACCAGUGACUGACGGUGUCAGCGACACACAAGAGCACGAGCUGGUGUGGUCCUUCAUGGGAAUGUGGCGUGUGGGGAUCUUCUCCUCCCUCACCUGUCAGUCCGAUGGUCUCGAAAGGGUCUUGGGAGCUUUUCCAGCUACUCCAGUGCUGUUGUGGGUGCUCAGCGCCGCAGGCUGCCGGAGCUUCUCAUCCAAGCGCU